Sceloporus undulatus (fence lizard) is the source of this 3068-nucleotide messenger RNA. RefSeq names its product PWWP domain containing 2B (gene PWWP2B). The record is from RefSeq and is a predicted model, not a curated record. Bases 722 to 2509 code for a protein of 595 amino acids. Gene Ontology annotation, cellular component: nucleus; nucleoplasm. The transcript has 5 exons. Lineage: Eukaryota; Metazoa; Chordata; Lepidosauria; Squamata; Phrynosomatidae.
AAUACAAGUGUGGGGGUUUCGUGUAUGUGUGUUACGUAUUAUGGCAGUGUGUGUGAAGAAGUACACCUUGACACAUAACUGAAAUGAGCUGGAUCCAAGUGCCACAUGGAGGAGUCCAGGGACAACCUGUGCUUUUCCUUUGCAAAGCCAGAGCUUAGCUUUGUUUCCAGGGACAUGUGAGGAGGAGGAGGAGGAGAAGGAGGGCACAAGGAAAUCCUUCCCUUCCUGUAAGCUUGGCUAGCAAUCUCCUGGGGGCAGAGUAGCCCCUGCCUUAGCCACCCACACCAGUUUAGCCUGGAUAAUCCCUUGACCCCCCUCUUUGCAGAGGAGGCCUAAAGCCAGGGCAAAGGCAGGGUGACCAGAGGCCCUCCUUUUCCAGGACCUGUCCUCCAUUUCAGCCUUCGGUCCAGGAGGGAUUCCAAAAUCUCCUCCAUUGAUUCCACGGUGGAACGUUCCCGGGAAGGCGAGCAUUGUGACGUCAGCGCCCCUACUAAUCCUCCCCGCUGAGCCUGAAGCCAUGAGGUCACCGCAGCGGCCAGCAGCAGAGCAAUAGCCCUAGCAGCAAAAGCAGCAGCAGCAGCAGCGGUAGCAGCAGCAGCAGCAAAAGCAAGGCAGCUUCCUUGGCUGGCGGGGCCAGGAAAGGAGGGAGGGAGGCGGGGAGCCGGCCCCAGCAAGGCCGCCUGGGAAACACCAGCUUGCAAGAGGAGCCUUGGCCCCAGCCAUGGAGGAAGAGGCGAAGAAGCCGCAGGUCGGCUCCUGGCUGCCGGUCUUGGUGGAGCAGAUGGUGGACGACACCCUGGUGGUUACCUUGAGCUGCGGGGAGAGGCGCUUCACGGGGAUCCUGCUGGAUUGCACGAAAAAAUCCGGUUUGUUUUGUGUUCCACCAUCUUCAUUACCAAAGACGGAUGACCCACCUACUAAUGCUUGCACUAACGGGAAGUCUGAAGAUGGACAGACUGUACAACUGGAGACUGAACGACGGCCUUGGGAAGAAAAGCCCCCCAAGGCCAAUGGGGAAGAGCAAGUUCCUCCUCUCUUGCCUCCACCCCCAUCAGGCAGUGUUCUUCCAUACCCUCCCUAUUUUGAGGGAGCUCCCUUCCCACCUCCAUUGUGGCUAAGGAACACCUAUAAUCAGUGGGUCCCUCAGCCACCUCCAAGGACUAUCAAAAGGACAAAGAGGCGAUUGUCCCGUAAUAGAGACCCUGGCAGGCUCAUCAUGAGCACCAUUAGGCUGAGGCCACGACAAGUGCUUUGUGAAAAAUGCAAGAACACUUUGAAUCCAGAGGAGAGUAACACAGGCAGGCAAAAUGUGAAAACCAGGAGGAAACUCAGCAUUCAGGGUAAGGAGCAGAAGCGACAUAGUGAAUCAGACUUUGCAGAGAAAAGGAGCAAAAGAGAAAAGCGCGAGGAAGAUAAAUUUUCUGGGGAGCUCUUACAUCGGACUCCAGUUAUAAAAAUAUCUUACAGCACCCCACAAGGGAAAGGGGAAGUGGUGAAAAUUCCCUCCCGGAUCCAUGGCUCAGGGAAGCCAUUUUGUCCUCAGCGAUUACUGCAGAAUGGAGGGGAGGACCAAGAGGAGACCAAAGAGUUGGAACAGUAUCGUGAUACCAAAUGUUUUAUAGAUAAGUCGUCGAGUGGUCACCUUGCUUCCAUUCCAAAGCUAAAAUUAACCAGGCCUGUGAAUUCCAGUGCAGAUGUGCCGCCUCCAAAAAUCAGGCUGAAGCCCCAUCGGCUGAGUGAGGGGGAUAACGUUUCAAUUUACAAAGCAGAACUUAUUGAUGAGAUGAAUGUCCUUUCCACUAGUGGAGAAUCCCAUGCUGCUACUGCUGCUACUUUUUAUACUGACGAAUCUGCAGAUAGAAGUUUAGCAGAGAUGUCUUCAGGGAGCUCCUGUGAAGAUGAAGACUUCAAAAGGUUUCCUCAGAAUAAAGAUGGACAUGAUAACUUGGCUUUUCUUAUGAAUUAUCAUAAGAGGAAAGCGGAUUCCUCAAGCUUAUCAGUGUGUAGCAAUGACAGUUUAGACGAAUCCAAAUCUUCUAGUUCAGAAGUCACAUCACCGGAAAUGUGUGAUUUUUUACCUGGUGAUGAGGCCUCCGUCUCAUCUUCAUCAAAGGAUGAACGUAAGAUUGUGCCCCCCUUGACAGUUAGACUGCACACACAAAGUGUUUCCAAAUGUGUCACUGAAGAUGGAAGAACUAUUUCAAUAGGAGAUAUUGUUUGGGGCAAAAUCCAUGGCUUCCCAUGGUGGCCGGCCCGUGUGCUUGAUAUAAAUCUUGGCCAGAAGGAAAAUGGAGACCCUUCCUGGCAGGAAGCAAAAGUGUCAUGGUUUGGUUCUCCUACAACAUCUUUCUUGUCUCUGUCAAAACUUGCCCCUUUCUCUGAAUAUUUCAAACUGCGGUUUAAUCGUAAGAAGAAAGGGAUGUAUCGGAAAGCUAUUUCAGAAGCUGCCAAGGCAGUGGAACAUCUGACCCCAGAAAUAAGAGACCUCUUAACACAAUUUGAAACGUAAUUUUGGCUUCAGUAAUAGGUAACAGAAGCUAAGAGCACAGCUGUCCUAGAGUUUCACGAAGUCUGUAAACAUCCUGACACGCUUCCCUGGGCAAAUCUUCAGGUUUCAGUGCACACGGUGGCAGGAUACAUUUUCAGACUGGUCCAGCUCACUCACCUGUGAAAGAGAAAAAAGGCAUCUGGACUGCUGAGGAGGCCUUCCAGAAGCUAGUCUGACCAAAAGUCAUAGGGCUACUUAACAGAAAAGAAGCAAACUUGGCGAGUAAUGCUUCCACAAAGUAGGGUCUUAAUGAAAUACUACAACUUGGAAUGUAUUUAUUUACCUAUGAAAUGUUAUCCAUUCUUGAUUAUUCCUCCCUCCCACCCACCUCUCUAUUUACACAUACAUUGCUGCUGCUUUUACUUAACAAGGUCUCUCACACUUUAUUUUUAACGCUGCAAAACUGUUUACUCCAGUUUCUGUACACUCUUGAGAAGGGACAUGCAAUAGAAUGGAAUCAGUGUAGUCUUAAGGUGAAAUGGACUCACUUCAUGUCUAUUAAAAUUUGGAAAAUGUGCAA